CUAGUUUCUGGUAAUUGUCGUUCUGUUUAUGUUUUGGGGUAAGUAUUUGUGGUGCAAGACUCCAGAAGAACCGAGAAGUAUAUUGUUUCAUCUGUCCUGUCAUUCAAAUUGACUUGCCGUCUGCUGAAGAGAUUUGAUCAAUAGAAGGUUUGGAUCUAUUUGUAACACAAGCAAAAUGGCUGAAAAGGAGGAGACAGAUCCUAAGACUCAACCGAAGUCCGAUAGUGAGAAUGUUGGUGUGAAUGCCCAGAAGGUGUUAGAUGGUUUAAAUGAAUUUCUGGAUCCAAGUUUUUUGGGUAAUUUUAUGAGAGAGAGGUUGCAUCUAUCAGAUGAUGUUGAUGAAUCAGGGAAACAAGUUUUAGAUGAAGUGAGUGUAGAAGGCGUGGCCAGAUAUAUUAAAGAUAAUAAAUGUAAAAACAUCAUCACAAUGGCUGGUGCUGGUAUCUCUACAUCGGCAGGUAUUCCUGAUUUCCGUAGUGAAGGAAGUGGUUUAUAUGACAACCUACAGAAGUAUAAUUUACCGUGUCCAGAAGCCAUUUUUACUAUAGAUUAUUUUCAUGAAAAUCCCAAGCCUUUCUUUGUAUUAGCCAAAGAGUUAUUUCCAGGUACAUUAACGCCAACACCUUGCCACUAUUUUAUCCGUAUGUUACAUGAUAAAGGUUUAUUAUUAAGACAUUAUACACAGAAUAUUGAUACAUUAGAGAGAAUAUCAGGUUUACCCGAUGAUAAAGUUGUUGAAGCUCAUGGAACGUUUCAUACUUCACAUUGUUUAACAUGUAAAAAACAAUAUACAUUAGAAUGGAUGAAAGAAAAGAUAUUUUCUGAUGUGGUACCACAAUGUGAAGAAACAGAUUGUGAAGGUGUUGUGAAACCAGAUAUUGUGUUUUUUGGUGAAGCUCUUCCAAAAAGAUUUGCAGAUUGUGUAGGACCGGAUUUUGAGAAUUGUGAUUUGUUGAUUAUAAUGGGAACAUCUCUUAAAGUUCAACCAUUUGCCUCACUAUCAUCCAGAGUAUCUAAAGAUUGUCCUCGUCUGUAUAUAAAUCUACAAGCGGCUGAUCCAGCACCUGCUGGUUUUCUUGCCUUCUUCAUGCCUACUAGUAGUUUUGAUUUUGAUUCAGAGAAGAAAUACAGGGAUGUGUUUAAACAAGCAACAUGUGAUGAUGGAUGUCAACAAUUAGCAGAUUUAAUAGGAUGGGGGAAGGAAUUAAAGACCCUAAUAAAAACCGAGACAGAAAAGAUUAAUAAAGAAAACGCCAAAUCUGAAAAACCAGAGAAAGUCAAAGCUGUCUGAAUAUUAAAACUGGUUUUACUUGUUCACAAUGUUGUAUUAUUGACUUAAAGAGACAUUAACACUCUAACCAAAAAAAAAAAAGAAAGUUGUUAUUGAUAAUUUUGAAUAAUAACCCU
Molecule: messenger RNA, 1407 nt
Organism: Patella vulgata (common limpet)
Lineage: Eukaryota; Metazoa; Mollusca; Gastropoda; Patellidae
Product: NAD-dependent protein deacetylase sirtuin-2-like
Exons: 15
Coding region: 176-1291 (371 amino acids)
Molecular function (GO): NAD+ binding; histone deacetylase activity, NAD-dependent
Source: RefSeq, a predicted model, not a curated record